GAGCCCGAAACCUAUGGGGAAGGAAUAAAAAAAGAAAUUCAGUACCGUCGCACUCUGUACCUAAAGACCAUCAUUUUCUGAGGAGGUCGCUGCCCUGGGCUUCGGUUAAGACACCGAAUUUUGAGGGCGACGAGGGCGGGUUUUUACUCUGGGGGGUUUGAGCCGCUGAAGUCGUUAGUGAAGACUGUGGCAACGGGCUGAUUUUCCGUUGGACGGUAGGCUAGCGUAUAGCGAGGGAGCCGCCAUGGCAGUCGGAUCAUUGAGCCUCCACAUCGGGAUAUGAAGAGGAACUGCAUGUGUCCCGGAUCGCCAAGAAAACGCCGCAUUCACCUGUGAUCCGCGCCGGAUCAGCAAAUUUAACAUCUGCUAUCACCCUGUUUCAUCUGAAUGACAUUUAUUCCGCGUCCACUAAGAUAUCGCAGUUGGUUUUAAUCGGGGGGCCACAGGGAGAGGCCAGAUUCAUGACUAUUUUAGUCGGAGACGUGUCUUCAAAGGCCCGCAGAGAAAACCUGGAACAUAAGGAAUAAAUGAUGCUUUGAUUGAACGUCUGUGGGACAGAAAGGGUGCUUUAUAAGGUGUUACGGACAAGACUGGAGGAUCUUGGGAUCGCUUUCUGUCUGUCCUCCCUUUUGAAUUAGACUGUUAUUCAUUUUCUGUCAUCCUUUUUGGAUGAGAAGGUUCGGCAAAUCGAUCAACCCUGCCGUUUUGUGAGUUCCCAGUCUCCGUGUCGAGAGAGAAUCAAAGGGAUUGGAUCAUGUCGGGUCGGCCCAGGACCACAUCCUUCGCGGAGAGCUGCAAACCAGUGCCGCAGCCCUCUGCAUUUGGCAGCAUGAAAGUCAGCAGGGAUAAAGAUGGCAGCAAGGUAACAACAGUCGUGGCCACUCCAGGCCAAGGCCCUGACCGGCCACAGGAGGUGAGCUACACAGACACGAAGGUCAUCGGCAACGGCUCAUUCGGGGUCGUCUAUCAGGCAAAGCUGUGUGACUCUGGAGAGCUGGUGGCCAUCAAGAAGGUCCUGCAGGACAAGAGGUUUAAGAACCGUGAGCUGCAAAUCAUGAGGAAGUUGGACCACUGCAACAUAGUCCGCCUGCGCUACUUCUUCUACUCCAGUGGAGACAAGAAAGAUGAAGUGUAUCUGAAUCUGGUUCUGGAUUAUGUUCCUGAGACCGUCUACAGAGUGGCCAGACACUACAGCCGAGCCAAACAGACUCUGCCCAUGGUUUAUGUCAAGUUGUACAUGUACCAGCUGUUCAGGAGCCUGGCUUACAUUCAUUCGUUUGGGAUCUGUCAUCGGGACAUCAAACCCCAGAAUCUGCUGCUGGAUCCAGAGACCGCCGUGCUCAAGCUCUGUGACUUUGGCAGUGCUAAGCAGCUGGUCCGUGGAGAGCCAAAUGUGUCGUACAUCUGCUCUCGCUACUACCGAGCUCCUGAGCUCAUCUUUGGUGCAACUGACUACACCUCAAGCAUAGAUGUGUGGUCAGCCGGCUGUGUGCUGGCAGAGCUGUUGCUAGGACAACCAAUAUUCCCUGGCGAUAGUGGCGUGGAUCAGUUGGUUGAAAUUAUCAAGGUUCUCGGCACCCCAACCCGAGAGCAGAUCCGGGAGAUGAACCCCAACUACACUGAGUUCAAAUUCCCCCAGAUCAAGGCACAUCCUUGGACUAAGGUGAGUCAACAGGUGUUCAGGCCGCGUACGCCUCCGGAGGCCAUCGCCCUGUGCUCUCGCCUGCUGGAGUACACGCCCACGGCUCGCCUCACCCCUCUAGAGGCCUGCGCACACUCCUUCUUUGACGAGCUGCGCGACCCUAACGUCAAACUGCCCAAUGGGAGGGAGAAGCCCUCACUCUUCAAUUUCACCACCCAAGAGUUAUCCAGUAAUCCCUCUCUGGCCUCCAUACUCAUCCCUGCCCACGCCCGCAGCCAGGCUGCAGCCUCCACCCCAACCAACGCCUCUGCCACCACAGAUGGCAGCAGCACAGAGCGAGGUCCUAGCACCACCACCGCCUCUGCCUCGGCCUCCAACUCCACCUCUUGAGCCCGCAGACCACCCACAACACCCGCCCCGGUCUCAGCCCCAGCCCACGGCCUCUCCAUUGCCCCGGCCAGGGGUCGAGCUCUGCUCCGCUCAGCGCUGCUCUGCUCUGCCCCGCUCUCCUCCCCGACAGCAGCGGAGCGAUGCUGACGCAGUCUGGGUUCAACAGCUAGCCAACAGCCCCUCGCCACGACCACAAACCAACACCCCCUCAGAAAAACCUCGAUCUGCCUCUCUUCCCCGCCCUCUCAACUGGCCCCUUUUCAUCCAGCUGUUCGAACUCUACUCCAUCUCUCUGCGCCCUCUCGAUGGGGAAGCAAAGUGCAGGGCCAGAGGUGUCGUCAACUGUACUAUUGAUUAAAGUACACUGUACAUGUAUACACAAUGCUAGCCUGCUAAUGUUUGUAAGAGGACAAUCUGUAGAAAAAGUCCUAAGCUGUUCCCCUCAGCCCUCUCUUCCUCUGUCCUCUGUUUUCUUCAAACUCGUCCUUUAACCUCAGACCCCUGCGUCCCCUGGCCAACCCCCCCUCCCAUUCCUUCCCUCCCCUUCAGUUCCCCCCCCCCUGUAGUGCAUGGCCUGAGUAUGUUUAGGAUCACCUGGGGGUGUCUCCGCCCUCUCACCUCCACUUCCGCAGACAAGGCAUGAGGCUCACGCACGGGUAUACACACAAACACAAUCAUAAAACAACACACACGCACACACGGAUGCAUGAUGACCCUGAUGUAUGUGGAAAGAAGAAGCGGACCCACCUACAGGGGAGGGGGUAAAGUCUGGACAGGUUGGUUUUUUCUUUGCCUGGGGUUGUUUUUAAAUUGUUAACAGCUGUUUUACUCGACCUUAUUUUAAAGUUUAGUUUUGUACUCCUGGGCAGAUUUUUUUUUUUUUUUUUUUCGGAUUGCCAUGUGCGAUGGAUGUGACAUGUAUCUGGUCCUGUGUGCUUGUAUAAUAUAUACAUACAAUACAAAACAAACAUGCAUUCAUACACAGUUUAUAUAUUACUUUUCCUUAUGUAUAAAAAGUAUAUAUAGAUAUAUGUAUAUUAACUACAAUGGUUCAGAAAUCAUUUAUGGUGAGCUCAUAUCUGGCAGAGCAGCAGCAAUAUUUGCUGCUGCCUAAAGACAAUAGAUUUAGAGAAGGUGGUGUUAUGUUUCGUUUCGCUGGAGUGUGUUUCGAUUCCAGCACUCACUUCCCUGUUCUCCUGUGUUGUCCGUUUAAGGCUGUAGAUGGAUUUAGGGCAUUGCUCUAUUCCCCGUCUUUGUACCGACUCUGUCUGUAGCAGUGUUUCUGUGACAGUGCAGCGUCUAGACAAACAUCUUUCUCUCUCUGUCUCUGCAAAGAUUCUUCUUCACUGUUUCUUUCUUCUCAAGUUUCCAAGGCAGUCAACCGCUCGCCGUUGACUCUCACGUUUUUGUGACCACUGAAGUGUUAGCCUAGCCUCCUUCCUUCCUUCCUUCCUUCUUUCCUCCACCUGCCGCACAUAGAGCCACUCGGUACAGUCUGUCAAAGCGUCUUAUUUACAGAGAAUACUCACUACAUUUAAAAAAUUAAAAAGAAAAAAGCUGAAUUUGUAUAUACAGUAUAAAUGCUCCUCACCAAAAUUCUGACUUGUAUGUUGUUUUUUUAUGUUGUUAUGUUUAUUUUUUCCAUGUUGUGUUCAAGGUAUGUAUAUAUGCAGACCCAUGUACUGUUUAUGAGCAAAAACAAAGAUGACAAAGGGUAGGGGGAAAGAAAAAAUAAUUUUAAAAAAAGAAAAAAAAAAGACAGAAUCAGGGCAAAACUGAUGUUGUUCAUGGAUAUUGUAGAUGAUGAUGAUGAGCUUUAUCCAGCCAUAUGUUCAAUCUUACCUGUACAGUACAGUAGAUGACAGCUGUAUUAUUGUAACAAGAAUUAGUCAUGUAUAGUGUAACUAUAGUUUGGAGUGCCUUUGCUUUCAUACACCUUCGCCUUGUUUCCCUCCCUCACUCACCCGCUCCACCCCUCUGCCAUCAACCCCCUCCCACCCACCUUUAAAUUGUGACUCUCCCUUUGGUGCUGUUGAAUGUCCUGCUAUCUUGCAACACUCUUCCACCUGAUUCUCAAGCCCCUCUUUCCCCUUCAUUGCACACUUAAUGUAAAAUACAGACGUUAUUUGUAAGGAUAUUCUCCUUAACUAAAGUGUUUAUUUAAUUAUCUAGGACACGUGCACGCACAAACAUGUAAACACCACAGUCCUUGCACGGACUCCAGGGCAUGAAGUGGGUCGGGUAGGGGGAGGUGUUAUGGAUGACAGCAGGUGGUUUAAAGGCCUCACAUGCUGUAUAUAAACAAUACAGUACAGUAUCUGUAUUACUCACAGUGUUGGUUCUGUUACCAAAGCCAAACUAAUCAUGAUGAGCCAUCCUCAGAGGCAGCUCCGUGUCUCUUCUUUUCUCUGAAUAUUUUGUCGUCUCUCUGUCCUCUUUACUUGUCCUCACGUAUUCAGGGGCAGGGGCGGGGGGGACUUCAGUAGCACCUAAAGGGGGUCAAGUCAUGUAGCCUCUGUCCUGUCUCCUGCUUGCUGUAAUUUUUGCAUUCAUGAUCAUGUUGCUACCACCAGACAGUUUGACAACCUCACCCUUCCCCUGACUCCAGUUCAAUAAAAACACCACAAAGUUACCAAAAAAGAAGGCAAACAAGUAAACGCUGGUAUGUUUAAUACCAGCUAUUAUGUGCUAACUGGGGUUAAAUAAAAGAAAAAUCAUACAAAAUACUACAAAAACAUCCUGUAUAACAGUACUACUACUUGAAUGCCUCCGUUUGUGACUGAAUUUUUUUUUUCUUUUUUUCCGUUUGUUUUUUUUCUUUUGUUCUGUGAAGGUAUGCUAAAUGUGCACCUCUGUAAAUAUUCCCUCUGCGUGCUCUGAGGAAUAGUUCCCUGGUACUGUAAUUUGCAUUAAAUAAAGAGUAGGAUAGCCUGGAAAUGAUCAAGCUCUUUGUUUCUCAUGUCUUUUCUUUAAAGCAAGUAUCCUGUUGUUUCUUAAAAGAACAGAUAAUAUUUGUUUUAGGCUUUAAAACAGGGCUCAUAAAUUACAUUUGUACAAGGGCCAGCUUUUUCAAACAAAAGAAAUUUUUAGAAUUUUUCUAACAUCUAUAUUGUUUUAAUAUUUUUAUUUUCUUUUGAAUUUACAUAAUAUCUAGGCUCUAACCGUUAGAUCAGUCCCUAUAUCAAAGCCAGCCACAAGGGGGCGAUUGAGAUAUUUUAGCUGGAUAUUUCUGAGGCUGUCAUGUUGUCUAUCAUUGAAUUUGAUGCUUAUACGCUGUGUAGGAAUAAGUGAAAGACCCAAGCAGGA
This is a messenger RNA of Cheilinus undulatus (humphead wrasse), 5338 nucleotides long. RefSeq names its product glycogen synthase kinase 3 beta, genome duplicate a (gene gsk3ba). Lineage: Eukaryota; Metazoa; Chordata; Actinopteri; Labriformes; Labridae. Bases 755 to 2032 code for a protein of 425 amino acids. The transcript is spliced from 11 exons. Gene Ontology annotation, molecular function: protein serine/threonine kinase activity; ATP binding; beta-catenin binding. Gene Ontology annotation, cellular component: nucleus; cytosol; beta-catenin destruction complex. The record is from RefSeq and is a predicted model, not a curated record. Gene Ontology annotation, biological process: extrinsic apoptotic signaling pathway in absence of ligand; protein phosphorylation; insulin receptor signaling pathway.